Molecule: messenger RNA, 1227 nt
Organism: Arctia plantaginis
Lineage: Eukaryota; Metazoa; Arthropoda; Insecta; Lepidoptera; Erebidae
Source: the annotation of a GenBank genome assembly
AUGGGACAAAAGGGCUUUAAGAAGAACUUAUCUUUUUGGAUAUCACCCAGCAGUAACAAAGUACAUGUUGCAAAAGCGAAGAGAACUACCACAACAUUUCUUAAGGCGUUGAGACUCACUGUCAUCAUCGGUCAAGUGUUCUCAUUGUUACCCGUUGUCGGUGUCUUCAGUAACGAUGCACGUAAUAUCAGAUUUGUAAAAACCUCAUGGAAAUGCGUGUAUUCCUUUCUUUCAUUGUGUGGACAAAUUUUUAUCUCGGUGUUAUGUAUAAAGAAAGUGGCUCAUUCAACUGUUUCAUUGAAUGGAACUUCUCCGGUAAUAUUUUAUAUGACGACCUGCGUCACGAUGAUUUUGUUUUUCAAAGUGGCCCAACGCUGGCCAUUACUAGUACAGCAGAUAACCGUGUCUGAAGAAAUAAACCCUAACUUUGACGUCAACUUAAAUAGGAAAUGUAAUUUCACUUGCGCUGUGGUAUUGACGUUAUCAAGCCUGGAACAUAUCCUGUCACUAUUGUCUGCGGUAGCCGGUGCAGCAGCCUGCUAUUCCUAUGACGAUAUUACUUAUCAAAUAUUCGUGACACAUUUUUAUCCAUGGGUCUUCACGUAUUUACCGUACUCGCCGUAUUUAGGAAUUCUGACUCAGUUUAUUCACUUCCAAUCUACAUUUAUAUGGAACUUUUCUGAUCUUUUUGUGAUUUGUAUGAGCUACUACUUGACGUCACGAUUAGAGCAGGUCAACAAAAAGCUGUUAGCCGCUCAAGGCAAGUACUUACCAGAAACGUUUUGGAGAACAACACGAGAGGACUACUGUCGGGCAACGCAAACAGUACGGAAGGUCGAUGACGUCAUCAGUAGUGUAGUAUUCAUUUCCUUCGCCAACAACUUGUUCUUCGUUUGUCUUCAGCUUUUCAAUACUUUGGAGUCAGGUCCUCUUGGUGGUCAUGAAGCAGCUACCUACUUCCUUUUCUCUCUCGUGUAUUUACUUUCAAGAUCUGUAGCAGUCUCGCUAAUAGCAUCUCAAGUUAACACUGCUUCUAUUGUACCCGCUCCAGUGCUUUACGAUGUCCCUUCUCCAGUUUAUUGUGUUGAGGUAGCCGGUACCAUAGUGACUUACGAGCUGGUGAUGUUCCAAUUUAACACAACGUCGACGAUACCGUUAUCUAAUAACACAAAUCUUAAGUUAGCCAAUAUGACAUCUACUAUGAUGACAACUCUGGCAGCUCCUUAA